Molecule: messenger RNA, 219 nt
Organism: Caenorhabditis elegans
Lineage: Eukaryota; Metazoa; Nematoda; Chromadorea; Rhabditida; Rhabditidae
Gene: T04C9.3
Exons: 1
Coding region: 1-219 (72 amino acids)
Source: RefSeq, marked reviewed
AUGACGAGCAAACAGGGGGCUCAACAAGUGAGAAAUUGGCACAAAAAAAGGACCGCAAAACAAUGGCUUUUUGGGUUGAUGGAAUGUGAUGGAAUGAGAAGAGAGAGAGAGAGAGAGAGAGAGAGAGAGAGAGAGAGAGAGAGAGAGUCUGAGCAAAUAGGAAAAGCUCCGAAAUUGGAGAAGAUUCUACUGCAGAUGCAAGAAAACAUUUUGGAUUAG